GGCUGGUUGGCUUGUUCCACCGGGGUUCCGUGUCGCGGUGGUCGUAGCGUUGUUCGCGGUUAUGCCAGUGGUGUAAGUUUGGACUGGAUUAUCUCGAAAAAGAACUGCGAAGGUUUGGACUCCCUUCUUAACCAGGUAAAAGAUGGGAGUUCCAGCCUUCUUUAGAUGGCUGAGUAGAAAGUAUCCAUCCAUAGUUGCCCACUGCGUUGAAGAAAAGCCUCAAGUUGUCGAUGGCGUCAAGAUCCCUGUGGACACGACGAAGCCGAAUCCAAACGAUGUGGAAUUCGACAAUUUAUAUCUGGACAUGAACGGCAUUAUACACCCCUGCUGUCAUCCGGAAAACAAGCCUGCCCCUAAAAAUGAAGAUGAGAUGAUGGUGGCCAUCUUUGAAUACAUUGACCGCAUCUUCAGCGUUGUCCGGCCUCGGCGCCUGCUUUACAUGGCCAUUGACGGAGUGGCUCCACGGGCCAAGAUGAACCAGCAACGCUCUCGACGUUUCCGGGCCUCCAAGGAGUCCGCAGAGAAGGUUGAGGAGAUGAGCCGCAUUCGCGCGGAGCUGAGGGACCGGGGACUGCCUCUGCCGCCUGAGAAGGACAAGAGCGAGCACUUUGACAGCAACUGCAUUACGCCGGGAACGCCGUUCAUGGAUCGCCUGGCGAAGUGCCUGCACUACUACAUCCAUGACCGGCUCAACAAUGACCCUGGCUGGAAGAACAUUCAGGUCAUCCUCUCUGACGCCAACGUGCCUGGAGAGGGCGAGCAUAAGAUCAUGGACUUCAUUCGAAGGCAAAGAGCUAACCCCAAGCAUGACCCAAACACGCAUCACUGUCUCUGUGGAGCUGAUGCCGACCUGAUUAUGUUGGGGCUGGCCACCCACGAACCAAACUUCACCAUCAUUCGUGAAGAAUUCAAGCCGAAUCAGCCCAGGCCGUGUGAGCUCUGCGGACAGCUUGGACACGAAAUGAAGGACUGCCAAGGUCUGCCCAAGGAGAAGACAGGCGAGUUCGACGAGCUGGAAAAGCCCAUUGGUGCAGAGACAGAGUUCAUCUUUCUUCGCCUGAAUGUCUUGCACGAGUACCUGGAGCGCGAGUUACGGAUGGACAAUCUCCCGUUCGAAUUUAACAUUGAGAGAGCCAUCGAUGACUGGGUGUUCAUGUGCUUCUUCGUUGGCAACGACUUUCUUCCCCAUCUUCCAUCUUUAGAAAUCAGAGAAGGUGCCAUUGACAGACUGGUCAACUUGUACAAGAAAGCUGUGUACAGAACUGGGGGCUACUUAACAGAAAACGGCUUCGUCUCCUUGAACAGAGUGCAGCUGAUCAUGUCGGAGCUUGGAGAAGCGGAAGAUGAAAUCUUCAAACGCCGUCAACAGAAUGAGCUCAACUACAAGCGCCGCGAGAAGGAGAAGAAAAGGAGGAUGAAAAUGGAGGCUGAAUCCGAGGCGAGGCCUGCAUGGACACCAGGUGGACAGUUUGCCCCAGUUGCUGUCGGGCAGCACGUUGCGCCUGUGCAAAACGCCAGGCAAGAGGCCCACGACAUGCGCCGACAAGGAAUGGAGCAUCGCAGGAACCUCAGUGACGGUGGAGGGUCCAACGCCAACGGUCGUCUCGAAUCUAUGCUCAAACCUGCCCACAGUGACAGUGACGUCCGUGGGGAGAAGCGUAGGCAUGAAGACACUUCGGAUGAAGAGGAAGAGCCCCAUGAUGAAGUGCGCCUUUGGGAGGACGGCUGGAGGGAGCGCUACUACGUGUCCAAGUUUGACAUUGGGCCCGACAAUAUAGCCUUUCGUCAUGACGUGGCUUCCGCCUACGUUGAAGGCCUCUGCUGGGUUCUUCGCUAUUACUACCAGGGCUGUGCAUCCUGGAAGUGGUUUUUCCCGUACCAUUACGCCCCAUUUGCGUCUGACUUUAUUAACGUUGGUGACCUCAAUAUCGAGUUUGAACGAGGAACCCAGCCCUUCAAGCCCAUGGAACAGCUGAUGAGUGUGUUCCCAGCCGCCAGCAAGCAGCACCUGCCCCUGCCGUGGGCUGAUCUCAUGGAUGACCCGGACUCACCCAUCAUUGACUUCUAUCCUACUGACUUUAAGAUUGACCUGAACGGCAAGAAGUACGCCUGGCAAGGUGUGGCAUUGCUACCCUUCGUGGAUGAGAAGCGACUGCUCGAGACUGUGCAGACUGUCUAUCCACAUCUCACUGAAGACGAGAGGAAGCGCAACACGAGAGGGGACGACGUCUUCUACGUGCGCAAGGGCCAUCGCGGCUACAGCUAUCUUCUUGGCCUUUAUGAAGCCUGCAAGGACUAUAACAUGGAGUUUGACCUGGAACCGAAGUACUUCAGUGGAAUUGGCGGGAAAAUUUUGCUGAGCCACAAUGCUGUUGGACCAGGAGACGACGUGCGAUCAGUCAUUCCAGGCUUGGAGGACAUCCCAGGCAACAUGGUUGUCUGCGUUCGCUUCAGGGAUCCAAAGUAUGCAGACGACUUUGUCUUCCCGGCUGUGCGCCUCCCGGGAGCAACGGAACCACAGCGCGUGCUUAAACCGGGGGACCUCUCUCAAGAGGAAAGCCGCAACUGGCGUCCGCAAAUCGGCAUGGCUCCGAGGAGACAUAUCGCAUCACUGAGCGACUCCGGGCGUCGCAUGAUUGGGCAUGCAGUUGCGUCCAUGGGACCCUACAGUCAAGUGGCGCCACCUGCAUAUCAAAACAGAAAUGACAGGCAGUCAUGGGGACAGGGAGCAUCUGGUAGAGGUGGUUACCGGCAAGAUUCCUCGCCCGGCAGCAGACACCUUUGGAGUGCAAGUGGAGAUGGUUACCACCGGCAGCACUCCAGCGGAUGGAUACCAGGGUGGAGGAGGAGGAGGGGGCAACUGGUCCAACAGAAACCAGGGCGGAGGACCCAUGCGUGCUGGUCCUGGCACCGGUUGGGGUCAGUCGUCUUCACCACACAUUCCCCGCUCCUUACCGCCAGCCACCCCAGGAGCGCGGCUAUGGCGGCCAGCAGCAGCACGGCCAGCGGCAUCACCCGUACGGUGGCAGUCGCCAGCAGAUGCCACCCCCUUCGUCACGACAGCAAGGUGGAUACCAGCAGCAGCAGCGUCAUCAACGCCACCCCACCUGGUAGAAAGUUCGGACCUGCCAUUUCACGCCAUCAUGCUCAUUCGAUCAAGUCUGUGUACAUCAAUAAAGCGUCACGACAUGCUCGUUUUAACAUGAGAAACUCAGAUCGCACGUGGUUGCCCUUUGUUGUGGUCAGGCUUGGCAUUGAGUACUGUCACGUGGUCAUCACAGUGAAGAAGAUGGCACUCGGGUCGUUGGCAUUGUCCCGUUUACUGCGAGGACAUUGUUGGUCAUAUAUGUGGAUGUAGACGUGCAAUGUAACCGCGUUGUUAUUUAAGUUGUAGAGCAUUCUUCUCGAGAUUGGGACGUACAUGUUUCAAUUCCCAGUGCUGUCGUGUACUCACUGGCUUUUACAGCGUUAGAUGUUUAAGUUCACUAG
Molecule: messenger RNA, 3489 nt
Organism: Rhipicephalus microplus (southern cattle tick)
Lineage: Eukaryota; Metazoa; Arthropoda; Arachnida; Ixodida; Ixodidae
Gene: Rat1
Product: 5'-3' exoribonuclease 2 Rat1
Biological process (GO): nuclear-transcribed mRNA catabolic process
Cellular component (GO): nucleus
Molecular function (GO): RNA binding; zinc ion binding; 5'-3' RNA exonuclease activity
Source: RefSeq, a predicted model, not a curated record